CGGGCUGGCUGGCUGGCUGGCUGGCCUCGGCCCCUCGGGCCCUCGGGCGCCCUGGCUCGCUCGCUUUCUCGCAGGCCGGGCCUGAAGAUUGUUCGGACAAACGAGUCGGACAUUAAUCGAGUCCGAAGAAACCCAAACUUAUGAGCGAGUGUCGUUGUUGGAGGUGGUGCUGGUGGUGGUGUUCGUGGUUGGGUGGGUCGGCGUCUGCGACCGGUGGUUGAUGGCUGGGCUCUCUGCUGCUGCCUCGGGGUGGGCUGGCUGAGCGCACAGAAUAGGGCAGGCUACUGUUUCGUUCGUGUUCUUGGUGGUGGUGCUGCUGAUCCUGCUCAUGCUCAUGCUCACGUCCUCUCGCUACCGCUCCGCUCCACCUCGCUGAUGCUGCUGCUGCUGCUGCUUCUUCUUCUUCCUCGUUCAGUAUCAUCAUCAUCCUCCUCCUCCUCCUGCUCCUCCUUGUCCUCCUCCUCUGGGUUUCUUGUCGCAGGGAGCUUGUACUGUGGCUGGAGGAUUUUAUUCAUUUGGGCUGCGGGUCAUCGACGACCAGAUCAGUGCCAGCACCUGACCUGGAAAGGGAAGGGAAAAUAAAGUGGUCGUGGCGAACAGGGGAGGGCGAGGAGAGGAGAGGGAGGGGACAUUCAUUUUCCCUCAUCUCAUCCCAUCUCGUCUCGUGCCGUACCGUCUCGUCCCAUCUCGGAUUGUGCCUCGAGUCUUGCUUGACUUGUACCUGCUGCGGCAGCCGGCCCAUCUGGGGUGACUCGCUUGUUGUUCCUCCAGAGUUUUGAGGUGCAUCGCGGCUGCGUAUUCUGCGAGUGGAGGUGAGGACGGAUUUAUCGAGGCCCGAGAUUCGUUUGAGAUUGUGGGGUUUUGGGGAAGCCCUGGUAGAAGUCUCCGAAGGCUACAGCAGAGGGAUUGCUCAGGGGAUGUGGUCGAAAUUGGUACAUUCGAUUUUUUGAGGCGAGGGAGGAAUUGUGCGAUAAUCCGGGAAAAAGAGGGAUAGAGGAGGUACACAAAUUUCCUGGGUCCUCGGUUGGUGGGUUGGUCGUGAAAGCGAACGGGCUAGCAAAAUCUGGCGUUGGUCCGAGGGGGCCAAGGAUUCUCUCACGAACAGAGGUUUUGCAUAUUCGGGCGGCCUUGGACGGACGAAGUCAUUGCAUUCGUGGAAUGACCACCAACAGGACGAGUGCGCGCAUCGUGGUAUCAUGAGGCCCAUGUACGGUGUAAAUGGAAGAUUACAACAAGGCAGGACGAUGAUGUAGUGGAAAGAGUCGAGUGCCUUCCUCUACCCUACCUCCUCAGCCGAUCGCCCCGUUUCGAGCGUGGGAAACUUCGAAGGUGGAGUAGUCACCACAAUUGAUGAUCGUCGUUCAAAGAUGGUCGUGUCCUCAGGAUUAAUCGCGAGCUUGGAAGGAAAAAAUGCCGUCCGUCUAGACGAGGGGUUUGGCGAGAGCACGCGCACGGUGCACACUGUAGGCGUUAGGAGUAAAAUCGGUCAAUGAGCCCUUCUCCAGUGUGAGGCAAAGCAGGUCCCUUAUGGGCCAACUAGGAGAAGGAGGGCGAGACAUAGGGGCGCAGGAGGAGCCGGGUCAUCGAGCGAAGCCGAGCGGAGUCGACGACUUCGGCGGAUUUCGAGAAGUUGGCCCCGAGGAGUCUGGCGCGCGGACUCGAGCGCAAGACCCUCCCAUCGUCGACGCUGAUGCUUUCUCCGCUCUCCGGCCCGAGCCUACGUCUUCAGGAAUCUCCCAGCAGGACGCUUUCAGCGCGAGCGCCGGCAAUGACAACCCUAAGAAAAAUCUCCAUUCUGCACCAUCUGCGGCAGACGGAUUGCCCAAGGGUUCUGCGAAUGGGAAAGAGCGAGGAUGGGCGAAUGGAGCGAACGUAGGAAAAGGUUCUAAAGGAGGAUCCGGACCCAAGGACGGGAUUCGGGGAGCAGGAAAGGGUGGCACCGAGGGACCGAGAGGUGGUGGUAGAGGCAGUGCAGGGAAAACAAAUUCUGGUUCGAAGGACGGGGCUCCACGGAACGGAAUGGGAGGAUCAUCUGCAGGCCCUGAACGGGUUGCAGACUCCUUCAAAUUUUCGCCGGAGUCGUCUGCCACAUCUAGGGAUAAAAAGCCAGAGUCGACGAAGGAACAAUCCACUACAGGCCAGGAGGGUGCCAGGGAAGAUUCCCGCGAAGAAAAACCUAGAGGCAAAGACGAGGACGGAGGAGGUGUGGCUAUCGGGAUUGGACGAUGGCUUCCCACGGACAUGAAAUUGCCUGAUCCAGGGCCCACAAUUGAAGCUGCAAGAACGUUUUUAUUUCAAACCAAGGAUCAAAUCCAAGUCUUCGUCCGAAUCUGGUGGCCCGUAGUGAAAAGAUGGCUGUUGCUAGCGUUCAGGGCGAUGCUUGUGCUCAGUAAAGUAUCAUUAGAAUGUGGCAUCAGAGGUUUCAACUCGCUGUUCAGGCUGGGCUCGGCAGCAUUAUUCCUGCUGAUGUGGUGUACUGCCCUUAAUCUCAGCAUAUUGGCUGGAUUCUUCAAUUUUUGCCUUGUCCUGGUCAUAUCUUUGGGGGCCGGGUUUUUACUUGGUUACACACCUGCUUUUGCCCUCACGGGCCUCUUUGGUGCUGUGGUGUUGUGGAUGUACGGUAGCUUCUGGACAACCGGGGCUGUCAUUGUGGUUGGUGGUGGAUUUUUCAUUUUCGACCACGCCAGAAUGGCUAUUCUGGUCACCAUGCUGUAUUCUAUGUACUCCGUCAAAGGCCAUGGAGGCUGGUCGAGUCUCACAAUGUGUCUAGUCCUUGCUUUUGUUUCGAGUGACGUUGUAGUUUACUUUUUAAGCAACAAUUCGGAAGGGAAGCAUGGGACUGGACGCGAGGAGAAGACGUCAGCUGGAGCUCAUGAGCAAAGUAGUUCCAAGUCGGGUAGUUCACACCAUAAUCAGUCCAGUAAAAGUAGCAGGCAAUCGGCAGGCCCUAGUGCAUCAAGAUCAAGUGCCUCUCCCGGCCGGGGAAACACUGGAGGAUUCGCGGAUGGUGCUACAUAUGCGGAGGCUGUUCCAAACAACGAUUAUUCUCGAAACUCUACGGGAGCAUCCACUAGUGGAACCUCAGAAGGUGACCCAACAUCUGCUGAGGAGGAAGUUGCAAGGGUGCUUAGUUCUAGAGAUCACUAUGCAGUUAUUGGGUUUACUCGAUACGAAACCUUUGAUGUGGCCGUUCUUAAGCGAGAGUACAGGAAAAAGGCGAUGCUUGUUCAUCCUGACAAAAAUAGGGGAAACGAGAAAGCUGAAGAAGCUUUUAAACGCCUGCAGAAUGCUUAUGAGGUGUUGCUGGAUAGUAUAAAGAGAAAAACUUACGACGAUGACUUAAGAAGGGAAGAGGUCUUAAAUAAUUUCCGACAGCAUCGGCAAGGUUUUCACCAGGCUGGUAGGUGUGGAUCUCCAAGUUGUGGUUGCAACCAAUCAGACGAUGAGGCAGAUGACGACAUACCUGCAGAAUCUAGACGAAUCGUUUGUAGAAAAUGUAAUGAAACCCAUGUGUGGAAAUUCACGGAUAGAAGUAAGUUGCGGGCAAGGUGGUGUCAGGAGUGCAAUGAUUAUCACCAAGCGAAGGACGGAGAUGGUUGGGUUGAACAGUCUGGUCAAUCGUACUUUUUCGGAAUUUUCCAGAAGGUUGAUGUACCCCAUGCUUUUGCAUGUGCUGAGGGAAAGGUGUACGAUGUCACAGAGUGGGUUAUCUGUCAGGGUAUGAAGUGCCCACCAAAUACACAUAAACCAACGUUCCAUGUGAGCACCGCUGGAACUGGAAAGAGUACAGCUCGAAGCACAAGCAGAGCGCAAAGGCCCGGAGGUCGGAGUAAUGCCCCUGACGGAUUCCAGUUUCCGGACUUGGAUGAGAAUAUGACCGAGCACGAAUUUUUUGAAUGGCUGGAAACUGCCAUGGCGUCUGGGAUGUUCAGCGACCUCAACGGGGUUCCAGGAUAUCCGGGAGCAAGAGGAGCCACGAAAGGAGGGAAACCAAGCAGGAAAAAACGAAAAGGAAAGAAGCAAUGGUGAAAGACUUGCGCGAGUUCACUGUAAUGCAUGUGCUAGCCUACGAAUGACUCUUUUGGAAUUGACUUUCCGGGUGAGCAAUUGGUCUUGUGUAUUACAGGUUUUCCUAUUGCGCAACGUGACCUUCACGUCGUUUCUCUCUUCUCAAAGUGAUCAGAUCUGGAACAGUUGUCUGCUUUACUUUGGAUGUAAUUUGCCCAAUUUGGCGUUUUCUCACCUUGAUGGCAAUCCAUAUCAGCAAGGUGUCCAAGGAACAAGCGUUCAUUGAGUCUCGUACCUAUGGCCACAAUUAGAUGCUUUGUGGUUCGAGAUAUCAAGGGUCGGAGCUCCAUGGGUUUCGGACUGCCCCCUUGAGAUUAGUGUAGUAAAACUAGUUAACCUGGAAAGCAAAGAUGUGCAGCUCAAUGUUCUGAACAGAAGUCGUGAAGGUUACAGUUCAAGCCAUGAUAGAAGAUGUAUAUGAUACUCACAUUGAGUAGCUUGUGUUAUGGGUCAUGGAAGUGAUCAGCAAUGGACUUCCCACCAGUUGGUUAUGCAGAUAAACCCUACCACUCGAACUCAAUUUAGAUUGACAAAGUGUUAGUCGGCUUUAGCUUGAGCUGCCAGGGUUUUUGUGAGAAUGUGUGUAUCAUGUAAAUAUCUCCGCUUUUAGUUAAUUAUGUCGAACAAUUCUUUACCAGGUACAGGGUUCUAUUUCCUUCUACUCUUCUCGAACUAAUGGAUUUACAUCUUCAAAGCGAUUGCAAACAUAAGACGUCUGUGCAGUCUCACCUUCAGAUUACGUCCCUGGAAAUUUUUUAAAACAAGUUAGAUAUAUAUUAAACAAUUUUGCAGCCAAAACCCACUGAUCAGUAGCCUGUGGAUGGAUUCGGCGGAUGACUGGACAUGGUAGGCUGAUCACUUUGAGGAUCACUCGAUGGUGAAAUAUUGAUCCCU
Messenger RNA from Marchantia polymorpha subsp. ruderalis, 4962 nucleotides. The record is from the annotation of a GenBank genome assembly. NCBI's taxonomy places the organism in Eukaryota, Viridiplantae, Streptophyta, Marchantiopsida, Marchantiales, Marchantiaceae.